Molecule: messenger RNA, 405 nt
Organism: Cooperia oncophora
Lineage: Eukaryota; Metazoa; Nematoda; Chromadorea; Rhabditida; Trichostrongylidae
Source: the annotation of a GenBank genome assembly
UUGACGCCUUUUUUCAGAUGUCCGGUGGAUCCUAUCCUUAUCACUGGGAUACGAUAUUCUUCAGACCUUCAGAGAGCUUACGCAGAAUCCUCAGUUUUCAAAUUCGCCGAUAAACCGGGCGUAUGGUUCUUCUGCCAGAUACAGAUGUGCAUGAAAAAGGCAGGAAUGUGUGCAGGAAUUACGCCGCCUUCUUGUGCCAGCACAGCUCCUCCAGUAGAACCUGGUGAACAAGAAGAGGAAAAGGUAUAUACUACGGAGGAAUAUCCGGAAUAUCCGGAGGAGAGUACAACGGGAGCCAGGCGACGAACAACAACGCCUCCGGACUAUUUCGAAGGAAGGAGAACCACGCCCGAAUAUGAGUAUCCCGAGGAUUCCAAGAAACUGCACAGGUGCUCCCUAUUUUGA